Molecule: messenger RNA, 268 nt
Organism: Coregonus sp. 'balchen'
Lineage: Eukaryota; Metazoa; Chordata; Actinopteri; Salmoniformes; Salmonidae
Source: the annotation of a GenBank genome assembly
ACUGGUGAAAGUACACCUUCAACCUCUGGGUGGUUUGAGGUGGAGGUGAAUGGCAAGUUGGUCCACUCAAAGAAGGUACAGUAUCAAACAGUGGAACUUGUCUCUUCACCCAACUCAUUCAUUUCAGAGAAUGUGUGCACAGUAUAAUUCAUACAAUAUUUUGAAACAUACAAACAUUUGUUUUCUGCAGGAGGGGUCAGGCUUUGUGGACAAUGAGCAGAAAAUGGCAGCAUUGGUUGAUGCCAUUGAUAAGGUGUUGAGGAAAUAA